This is a messenger RNA of Panicum virgatum (switchgrass), 1878 nucleotides long. RefSeq lists its product as uncharacterized. The coding region runs from base 626 to 1477 and encodes 283 amino acids. The record is from RefSeq and is a predicted model, not a curated record. Lineage: Eukaryota; Viridiplantae; Streptophyta; Magnoliopsida; Poales; Poaceae. The transcript has 2 exons.
GGCGACCUCCCGCAGUGAUCGGACAGUGCGAGCUGCGCCUCGUCCCGCCAGCAUGCCGCCUGCGCCCGCGUCUUUUCCGCUGCCCACAUUCCCCAACGCCACGCCCACGCCCGGGCCGGUGGUGGUCGCCCUCGCGCUGGGGCUCGCUCCCCCGCUCGUCCUCCAAGCUUGUCCUCUUCUUUCCACCAGCUUCCUUUUGGUAGCUCCGACGCCGCUGCUACGUGCUGGUGCUGAGCCAUGGGGAAAAGGGGAGCGGCGAGAGGCUAGCAGCGCUUCAGCUGCUAGUAGUACUAGAGGACUAGUUUACUGCUCCUGAGGGAACACGCUGCUGUGGAGCAGGUGGAUUCUUUUUGGCCGGGGGGCACCGGGGCAGGUGAAAACGGCCGCCCACUCGAUUGGUCUCUCUGUCCGCUGAUUUCAGGUCGGAACAAGCGUGCAUCAAAAUCAGAUUUCAGAUUUUUGAUGGAUCCGUUACACGAGCGCUUCAGUCUCUGGAGGAAUCUGGCGUCCUGAAUCCAAGCGCAGAAGUUUUAACCUCCUGGCAGAAAAGCGCGGUUGCGCACCUAGUGUUCGUCGGAAAGCCGCGCUGAGGGAGUUGCAUCUUGCAACCGCCGCAGCCGUUACGAUGAGAGAUUUUGCAUCUUGCCUGGGCCAAGGCGCCGUCCAAGUUGUGCAACCCUCUUCUUCAGGUGGGCAGAACAUGGUGCAGUGCGCCUACCUGGCCCAGCUGAGCGGCAAGCCGUGCAGGGUCACCGUCACCUGGAGCAAGGUGGCCAUGGGGCAGGCUCUCGCCAUCGCCAUCCACGACUACUCGAACCGUUGCCUCUGCAAGACAGAGGUGAAGCCCUGGCUGUUUUCCAAGAUGAAAGGUUCCAAGGUCAUGGAAUUGGACGGUGGCAACGUGGAGGUCAUCUGGGACCUGUCGUCUGCGAAAUUUGGGGCUGGGCCAGAACCUGUUGAAGGCUUCCAUGUAGCUCUGAUUUAUGAUCUUGAAGUUGUCCUUGUUCUUGGUGACCAGUGUAAGGGGGAGCACCGGGUUUUGUUGGAUGCUUCACAUUCUGAUGCAGUCAUGAUAGCCAGAAAGGAGCACAUUUAUGCAAAGAAGGUGUAUUCAGCGAAAGCUCGGUUCGUGGACAUUGGUCAGUUUCAUCAGAUCUCCAUAGAGUGCGACACGGCAGGGGUGAGGGAUCCAAGCCUAGAAAUUAGAAUUGACAAGAAGAAAGUGUUGCAGGUCAAGAGGCUAGCAUGGAAGUUCAGAGGGAACCAGACUAUUUAUGUCGAUGGACUUCCAGUGGAAGUGCUCUGGGAUGUGCAUGACUGGCUGUUUACUUCAUCAAGUGGAUGUGCCGUGUUUUUGUUUCAGUCUGGCCAAUCCAUGGAAAAGUUCUUGUUGAGAACAUGCUCGCAGAAUGGAAAGGAGGCUCGAGCACAUCGUUUUGGUUUCACAUUGAUACUAAAUGCAUGGAAGACUGAGUAGGCACUACCGCAAUAGGCAGAAACAUGAUUUCAGGUUUCUUCAACAACUUUACUCAGAAUGUUGAACAGUAACUGUAGGAAUCUCUAGGGUCUAGCAAGUCUAACCAAACCCUAUGCAAGAAUUUUGUGCUCCUUAUUACAUAUGGUAUCCUGGCGGUUGUUGACAAACUGAGAUUUUGGAUAUGCAUAUGAUCUUUGAUGUAUCGGAAGGUUUUUAGAUAGGAUAUUGGAUUCUAGUGCUCAAGUCAUCUAAUAUCAUGUCGGUCACCUUUAAAACCUUUUGAUGAAAGAAGGUCCGUGAUAGAAUACCAAAAAUGAUUGCCACACUUCUUUUGUAUUUGUAAUUGUUAUGCUUUGCAUGUUUAAAGUGGGGCUCAGGACAUAAACAUACAGUUGAGGAAA